GUUCCCCGACCAGGGAUCAAACCACUGCCCCCUGCAGUGGAAGCACGGUUUCCUAACUCCUGGACUGCCAGGGAAGUCCCUACAUUGAGAGUCCCUACACUGAGUUUUGAAAGGUGGGGGGGAAACUUGAUGCUGGGAACAAAGCAUGGGCAAAGGCUGGAGGAAGACAGAACACAAAUGGAGACAGAGUUUGAGGCUUGGGUGUGACAGAGGGUUAUGCUGCAGGUGGCCCUAGAGUGGCACCAGGCCUGAUUUUGUCUGAUGAUAGUGACUAUCUUACCUGUUCAGUGAACACACUGAACACACACAUGUGCCAGGGCUGGGCUGGGUGCUGGGGAUGCACCCAUGAACCACACCAGCAAAGACUGCCAUCCUCAGGGGUAUGACAGCAUAAAGGGAGAUGCACUUUGGAUGCCAAGGCCAAGUCAGAUGUUGGACAGUGGAGAGUGCUCCCCAGAGGCAUACAGGCAAGGGGAUUGUGUGGUUAGAGCCUGGAAAAGCAAAUCGAUAUUGAUUCAGGUUGUAAAGUGAUCCUUCAUCCCUCUGGCUGCUGAUGGCAGAGAAUAGAGAGGGUGGUAGCACUGGGAGGGAGAUGUCAAAUCACAUGGUGGGGGUAGGGCUGCUUGUGUCCUGGCUGCUUGUGACCAAGGUGGGGAGAGGCCGGCUGGAGAGUAGAUUCAGGUGUCGAUCAAUAAGGCCAUAAGAUGAUGGAGCCAGCAGAGGGAGGGCAAGGAAGGAGGAGCUGUGACCUAUCUCCCCAACACCUGUGACUUCCCCUACCCAACUGUGACCCCACACACAGCUGUGACCUCCCCUACACAGAUGUGACCCAUGCAUACUUGUUAGCUACCCUGCCCACAUCUGUAACCUGCCAACACACAGGUUAUCCAGACAUACCUGUGACCUGACCCACACAGCUGUGACCUGGCUAUGAGCUCAGGUUCAGACUGGGCUGUUCAGUGCUUUCACCUGGGCCAGGAACAUGAUGUUUCCUUCACCCCACUCUGGCAGGCAAGCCUGGGCCUGAGCACCUAGCAGGUCUCAGUUGCUAGCGUCUGAAUCAGCAAACAAGCAAAAUCACGAAGGAAUGAACAAGCGCGUCUUCACUGAUACACUCAUGCUCAUACCCGUGGUCACACAAACAUGGGGUCUCAUGGUCAUAAAACAGGGUCUCACACACACCAAGUCCCAGGCACUGGGUCCCACACUUGCACAUACACACUACUGGAGUUUGUGGAGAGUCCCAAAUGUCCACUAACUGGAGCUUUACACAGACACAGUCACUGAUCCAGCACAUAUACAAAGGGUGACAACGCAGCCCUGACUUCAGGAACACAGUUCCUUUCAGACACAGGUCCCUAAAGGGGGGAUGAUUUAUCCACUAGGCACUGUAGGCACAGGGCCACAAUACUUAUAUGGGCCCACAAAAAUGUUUUAAUUUUAAUCUUUUUUAAUCAGAAGAAAAAAUACAGGAAUAAUGAAUAUAAAAUAAUGAAUUCAGUCUGGAUUAUAUCUGUCCUUAUGCCAGUAUAGUCGUAAAAUAUAUUUUUUAAAAAAUAUGUAUUUUUUUGGCCGCGCAGCAUGUGGGAUCUUAGUUCCCCGACCAGGGAUCGAACCCGUGUCCCCUGCAGUGGAAGCACAGAGUCCUAACCAUUCCCUUAAAAUGUUUUUUUGAGGAAUGGGUCUGCAAAGGUGAAAGUGCCUAGGGCCCAUAGGUGUCAUAAUGCAGGCACGUGGGGAAGGCACCCAGACUCCAGUAUCACACCCAGUCGGAUCUGCCACCCAGACGGCCCCCAUGCACUGCCUCCAUCCCCACACCAUCCCAAGUAAAGCCACAAAGUCCAGCCCCAGUGCUGACAGAGUGGGAGGGGCCACUUCCGGCCUAGCCCCACCUCCUACCAAGGGCACUUUGCUAGGAGUACAGAGGUGGCUCUGCUGUCUGGCCCAGCCCUCUAACCCAGGGCCCGCCCCUCAGCCCGCCCCCAGACUGGGUGGGGUGACCCCUACUAAAGCUCAGGGUUUCUAGCAGCGGCUUCUUCCUCCAAGAGUCUCGGUGCAGCUGAGGCCAGAGUUAAGGAACAGAAUCUUGCUGAGCCCUGCAUAGGCCCUCACCCUGAGGUCAGGAAGUUUGGAGAAUGAGGCCUUUCAGCCCUGAGGUCAAUAUUUACCUGAAGCUAGAACAGAGGUGGAUUAAUAAGGGACUUGGCCUGCCUGCCCUCAGUAGGGGUCAGAGAGUUCAAGGCCUGCUUUCAGCUCUGCUUCCCCUGGCCAGGUUUCUCUAGACCUGCCCUGUGCCACGGCAGCCCACCUGCUUCCCAUCUGCACCCUCUUCCUGAACUUGCUCGGCAUGGCCAAAGGCUCCAGGGACCCCCUGGUACCCAACCGGCCCUUCGCCACCAUCUGGAAUGCAAACACCCAGUGGUGUCUAGAGAGGCAUGGCGUGGACGUGGAUGUCAGUGUCUUUGAUGUGGUGGCCAACCCGGGGCAGACCUUCCGCGGCCCUGACAUGACCAUUUUCUACAGCUCCCAGCUGGGCACCUACCCUUACUACACACCUGCUGGGGAACCCGUAUUCGGUGGCCUGCCCCAGAAUGCCAGCCUGGCUGUCCACCUGGCCCGCGCGUUCCAGGACAUCCUGGCUGCCAUGCCUGCAUCCAACUUCUCAGGGCUGGCAGUUAUUGACUGGGAGGCAUGGCGCCCACGCUGGGCCUUCAACUGGGACACCAAGGACAUUUACCGGCAGCGCUCACGGGCACUGGUACAGGGGCAGCACCCUGACUGGCCAGCUCCUUGGGUGGAGGCAGCAGCUCAGGACCAGUUUGAGGGGGCUGCGCGGGCCUGGAUGGCAGGCACCCUCAGGCUGGGACAAGCACUGCAGCCUUGUGGCCUCUGGGGCUUCUAUGGCUUCCCUGAUUGCUAUAACUAUGACUUUAAAAAUCCCAACUACACUGGCCAGUGCCCACCAGGCAUCCGUGCCGAGAAUGACCAGCUGGGGUGGCUGUGGGGCCAGAGCCGUGCCCUCUACCCCAGCAUCUACCUGCCUGCAGCACUGGAGGGCACGAAGAAGGCACGGAUGUUUGUGCAGCACCGUGUGGGUGAGGCAUUCCGUUUGGCCGUGGGUGCAGGGUACCCUGAUCUGCCAGUGCUGCCCUACGUCCAGAUCUUCUACGACAUGACUAACCGCUUUCUGCCCCUGGAGGAGCUGGAGCACAGCCUGGGGGAGAGUGCAGCCCAGGGGGCAGCAGGAGUGGUGCUCUGGGUGAGCUGGGAGAACACAAGAACCAAGGAAUCCUGCCAGGCCAUCAAGGAGUAUGUUGACACGACACUGGGGCCCUUCAUCCUGAAUGUGACCAGUGGGGCUCUUCUGUGCAGUCAAGUCCUGUGCUCUGGCCAUGGCCGUUGUGCUCGGCGCCCCAGUCACCCCGAGGCCCGCCUCAUCCUCAGCCCCACCAGUUUCUCCAUCGAGUCCACGCCUGGUGGUGGGCCUCUGACCCUCCGAGGUGCCCUCUCACUCAAGGAUCGGUUGGCUGUGGAGUUCAAAUGUCGCUGCUACCAUGGGUGGACGGGAACAUGGUGUGAGCAGUGAGGCAUGUGGUGAUUGGCACAUGCACACAUUGAGUACCUAAUGCAAUCUGGACCUGGCUACAGCUUUCUCAAGUACAGGCACAGUCACAUGAGUCAUGGUCACAGUCAGAAGUACACUCAGGCACUGUCAUGAGCAUAUGCUAGCCCAUUCACACCUGCUUACAGACCAAGAUAGUUGCAUAAGGAGUUAGAGCCUUGGGCACCCACCCAGCAGAGUUAAAAAUAUUUCUUCCAGAGACAUUGAGCCAGUCUUUAAACUGCAGCAAUCACAAGAACUGACGCUCUGGACUUCCCUGGCGGUCCAGUGGUUAAGACUCCGUGCUUCUACCGCAGGGGGCGGCGGUUCGAUCCCUGCUCAGGGAACUAAGAUCCCGCAUGCUGAAAGAAAGAAAGGGAGGGAGGGAGGGAGGGAGGGAGGGAGGAAGAAAGAGCUGACAUUCACUGGGUGCCUACUUUUUCCGAGUCCUGUGCUAGGCAUUUUAAGUAGUCUAACUUAAUUGUGCAAUCCUAACAUGACGCUAUGAGGAAACUGAGGCACACACAGGGAGGGUAAGCACUUUACCCAAGGUUGCAGACAGAAAAUAGAGCAGCUGAGAUUCAAACCCAGGUGAAUCUGGGUUUGAAUCUCUACCCUCUACCUCUACCUCUAUAGCGAUGGAGCCCUUUGGCUCCUACUAUAUGUCGACGGUAAUCAGCCCUGUACUGCAGCCUGAAUCCGUUCAGAGGUAACAGCCUCACAAAUAAAGCAGACAUGAUUCUAA
Molecule: messenger RNA, 4346 nt
Organism: Orcinus orca (killer whale)
Lineage: Eukaryota; Metazoa; Chordata; Mammalia; Artiodactyla; Delphinidae
Gene: HYAL2
Product: hyaluronidase 2
Exons: 4
Coding region: 2348-3586 (412 amino acids)
Biological process (GO): hyaluronan catabolic process; carbohydrate metabolic process
Molecular function (GO): hyalurononglucosaminidase activity; hyaluronoglucuronidase activity
Source: RefSeq, a predicted model, not a curated record